AUGUCCAGUUCUGAAGGGAGUGACGGUGGUGACGGUGAUGACGGCGACUCCAGAACACUUGCUGACGACUUCAAGAAGGCAGAGGAAGUCAUUAAUGACAUCACAGAUGGGCACUUCUCUUCUGCGGAUUUACAAAGCCGGAUCGAAGGUGUCAUACAGACGCUGGAAAACUUGACUAGAUCUGUGUCUAAGCUGGACUUAUUCUCAGACAACGAGCAGGUGUAUUAUACUGACUUUUUACGCCGCUUGCAAUGCUACGGGUUUAAAAUUGGAUGGAGUCUGCUUCUUCAGGAAGACGAGGAAGGAUGUUCUGAUGAAGCGAAUUUACGGAAAAAGAAGUUCACGGGUGAGGAAUUGCGAGAACAAAAAAUUGCUCGUUUUCGAAAACAAAAGGAACUGAAGGCGAUUAUAGAGCAACUCAGGGGUCAACUUGAUUUAAACAAAACGGAUGAGUCAGUUCAGAGAGCACUUCAUCUCGCUGUGUUGAGAUACUGGUCGCAGAAAGUAUUGGAAGAGCUUGAGUCGAUUGAAGGCGAGUUGCCUCUUGUUGAAAUGAUGCAGAAACGAAUGCAAGCAUCCAGUGAAGAGAAGGGAGCAUCUGUUGUAGAUAAGAAGCCGUCCAUUAAUUCGUCACUGCUCGUCAGUGACGGAAACUCGGCAGGUUUGAGGCCGUUCAUUAUCACUCGUUCGACGCAACAGAAGUCUGUGUUUGGUCUUGGUUAUCCAUCUAUUCCUACAAUGACAGUAGAUGAAUGGUACAACCAAAGGUUCGGCAGCACUUCAAUUCCAUCGCAAAAAGAGCAAAAGACGUGCCCUACAAGUAAUGCGGAAGAUGCAUGCUCAUCAGAGUGCUAUCAAGAGGAGAACGAUGAACAAGCUAGAGCGAGAUCCAUGAUCUGGGACGACUACAAGGAUUAUCAUCGUCGUGGUUGGGGAAAUACUCAUAAUAAGGAUUCGGAUUCGGACCACGACUACGAUCUUCCUGUGAAUGCAGGUGAAUCAAGUGAUGUUGAAAAAGAGGAAGACAACGGUCCUGUUGCAAAGCGAGUAGCUCGUCUUUGGCUGGACGCUUUAAUGGAGCAGAACCUUUUUCAAAAAGGUUCCAGUAUGGCUUUGGAUAAACCAGAUGAGAAUAAAAUUAGCCGUGGCGUCGAAUCCUACUACAUUUCGAAGACUGUCGUUCGUUCUGAGUACAAUGAUUCCGCAUCGUUGAGUGGGCCUGUGGCGUCCGCUACAUCCGAUGAUCCCUUUGGUGAUUCGGCUAUAGACCUUUCUGCUGAAACUGCCUUUUGUGAACGAUUACCAGAACAAGACUACUGUUGUUCUUCAAAAACCACUGCGAGUAGUUCAUUCAAAAGAGGAGGUUUUCGUGAACCAUCUGGUAGUGGCAGAGUUCCACGUAUGUGUGGUACCUCUCAUAAUGUAUGUAGAGGCAGAAGUACUAAUAGUGGAUUGAAGCGCUCAUGGCAAGGGAAGGUAGCAGACCGUAGCCAUCUCCUUAGUCCAUCGUACUCUUUGGAAACACUGAUGGCAGUGGAGUUUGCCACGGAUAUUUCUAUUGAGCAACUAGGGGACGAAAUAGCUAAAGCUCUAGGAGAGCGGAAUCCGAAACCUAUACGUCCCAUCGUCGUUGCUUGUGGCAUUGAUAAGGCCAUAUCACUCUUCGAGGAAACGCGUAAAAUCGAAUGCUCCGGUGGAAUGAUGGAGAAGAUUCUCGCUGAGAGCAGAGAAGAGGGACGGAAAAUCAUGCGGGCACGAAGGAAAGGCCGGUUUAAUUUUUCUGAAAAUGUAGCAAAGCUUGCUGAGUUGUUGAAGAAAGAGAGGGAGAAAGAUAGUGCGUCGGACUUUCUCAAGCCGCUGCCUCCAGCCGAGGUUCUCUAUCGACAAGAUCUCGUGCCCGGUGCAGAUAAACGUGUUUCUAAUGAUGAGAAGAAUGAAGAUACUCAAAUGGAGCCAUGA
Angiostrongylus costaricensis is the source of this 1959-nucleotide messenger RNA. NCBI's taxonomy places the organism in Eukaryota, Metazoa, Nematoda, Chromadorea, Rhabditida, Metastrongylidae. The record is from the annotation of a GenBank genome assembly.